This is a messenger RNA of Sesamum indicum (sesame), 336 nucleotides long. RefSeq names its product putative lipid-transfer protein DIR1. Gene Ontology annotation, molecular function: fatty acid binding. Gene Ontology annotation, biological process: systemic acquired resistance. The record is from RefSeq and is a predicted model, not a curated record. Lineage: Eukaryota; Viridiplantae; Streptophyta; Magnoliopsida; Lamiales; Pedaliaceae.
AUGGAGGUCUCACGCAUUGCUACUAGGGCACUGAUUGUGGCACUGGUGGUGAUUGUAUCAGCAGCCGUGUCUGCUACGGCGAAGGCGAACGACGAGGGCGGCAGCCUCUGCGGCAUGAGCCAAGACGAGUUGUUGGAGUGCAAGCCGGCGGUGGCUACGGGCAGCGCGGCACCGCCUCCGCCUUCGGGGGCCUGCUGCGCGGCGCUGGGACACGCGAACCUGACGUGCUUUUGCAGUUUCAAGAACAACAAGUACUUGCCUAUGUUUGGAAUCAAUUCAACUCGGGCCAUGGAGCUGCCUUCCAAAUGUGACCCCAAUCAAACCGCGCACUGCUGA